Molecule: messenger RNA, 1227 nt
Organism: Annulohypoxylon truncatum
Lineage: Eukaryota; Fungi; Ascomycota; Sordariomycetes; Xylariales; Hypoxylaceae
Exons: 1
Coding region: 1-1227 (408 amino acids)
Source: RefSeq, a predicted model, not a curated record
AUGGAGUAUUUCAUGAACAAACCCCACAAAUAUAACCCUUACUGGCCCGGGUACGACACAGAGGAGGCCUGGCGAUACUUCCGCUCGCACCCCUUCGAAGUGGGCGAGUGGCGUAGACGGUACGCGCCCCCCGAAGCCGCACAUUACUGCAACGAAUGUCUGAUCCUCCGACUAGAUUGCCAGGGCGGCCGUCCCUGUCCGUUUUGCCGUAGCGAAAACAUGAUGUGCACUAAAAGCGAGUUCGGGCCCCCCAUUUGGAACCCCGAAUUUGAUUUAUACGGCCGCGUCCCGGGAGAGCCUAUCGAUACGAGUAAGUUUCCUCCUCCUCCUCCCCCUAAAGCCUGGCCUGCUCCUCCUCCUGCUGCUCCGGCCCCGGCUCCGGCUCCUGCUCUUCCUCCUGCUCUUGCUCCGGCUCCUGCACUUCGACCUCUAGCUCCUGCUCCUGCUCCUGGACUUCGGCCUCUAGCUCCGGCCCCGGGCCCCGUCGCAGGCCCUUCCGGCAUUGCUGGGCCCAGCUAUGCCGUGCCCAUCCAAGCCGGUAUACCAGGCCAUGGUGGCCGCGGGGAAUUCCUGCGGGCUAAGCAGUGGAAACUACCGCCCGCUGAGGGAGCGCCGCCCCCUGGUCCACUGCCGCCGCCGCCGCCGCCGCCGCCGCCCCCCGAGGGAGAGGCCCCGGGCAAGCGCAAGGGCAGGGGCGGACAUAACAAGGGAAAACCGUCUCCGUUUAAGAUGGCCAAGUGCCAGACGUGUGUGAGGCGUUGUAGAGGAUGGCACAAGUGCGAUAUGGAGCCCGGUGCCAACCCGCCCAGGGCCUGCACCGAGUGCACCCGAUGGGGCCUUUUCUGCGUACACGACGGCGUAGCAUUGCCGCCGCGUGAUCUCACCGAGGAGCAGGACAGGAUGGAAGCUAUCGGUAGGUGUGACCCCUGUAUGAACCAGAUACGCAACUGCGACAGGAAACGGCCGUGCGAUAAUUGUAUCAUACACGGGGAACCGGUAUGCAGCGGACGUAACCAGGCCAAUUGCUUUUGGCGGGGCGCCCCCGGCGAUAAUCUGCCUCUUUAUUACGAGAAGAUAUAUCGCGAUGGUCAACGGGGUGUCAAUUACAUUUUAGCGGGGCCAAGACCGAAAAUGCCGCCCGACUACCACCUCCAAUACCAGCCGCUUCCACCGGGAGUAGACCCCGCUGGGCUGCCGUUUCCGGGGAUGCCGGGACCGGCUCCAUGA